AUGCUGUCUUCCUACCCUACAAUGGAGACUUUAAACAACAUGACAUCUCCAUUUACAACUUUCCACCUCACUGGCAUCCCGGGACUUGAAGCAGCUAAUAUCUGGAUCUCCAUCCCUUUCUGCUGUCUCUAUGCUCUUGCUCUUUCAGGAAAUAGCAUGAUCCUAUUUGUCAUCAUCACAGAGCAGAGUCUACAUGAACCCAUGUACUAUUUCCUUUCUAUGCUGUCUGCUACUGACUUGGGCUUGAUUGUUUCCACAAUGUCAACAACAUUGCUUGUCUUUUGGUUUGACUUGAGAGAAAUCAGCUUAGAUGGUUGCAUUGUCCAAAUGUUCUUUCUACAUGGAUUUACAGCCAUAGAAACUGGUGUCUUGGUGGCAAUGGCUUUUGAUCGUUUUGUGGCUAUCUGUGAUCCUCUGAGAUACACCACCAUUCUCACUAAUGCCAGAAUCCUGCAGAUUGUUCUGGUGAUACUCAUACGCAUGACAGUGCUGUUGGUACCCACGCUUUUGUUGCUGAAACGCCUGUCAUUCUGUAAAAUGAAUGUACUUUCCCAUUCCUUCUGUUACCACCCUGAUGUGCUCAAAUUGUCAUGUUCAGAUACCAGACCUAAUAGCUUCUGGGGUUUAACUAGUCUCAUUUUGACUUCAGGGAUAGAUACACCAUGUAUUAUCAUCUCCUACAUCAUGAUCAUCCGUUCUGUCCUCAGUAUUGCAUCACCCACAGAGCAGCACAAGGCCUUUAGCACUUGUUUGUCCCAUAUUGGAGCUGUUGCUGUAUUCUACAUCCCCCUGAUUUCCCUGUCCCUGUUGCAUCGCUUUGGCCAGUCAGCUCCUAAAAUUGUACAAACAAUGACGUCCACUAUGUGCUUAAUCCUUCCACCUGUGCUCAACCCAGUCAUCUACAGUCUGAAAACUGCACAGCUUCGUGAGGCCUUACUCAAAUUGCUCUUUGCAAAGAAGUUUUUUAUGUCAAGUUGA
Molecule: messenger RNA, 978 nt
Organism: Sarcophilus harrisii (Tasmanian devil)
Lineage: Eukaryota; Metazoa; Chordata; Mammalia; Dasyuromorphia; Dasyuridae
Product: olfactory receptor 51F1-like
Exons: 1
Coding region: 1-978 (325 amino acids)
Biological process (GO): G protein-coupled receptor signaling pathway
Cellular component (GO): membrane
Molecular function (GO): olfactory receptor activity; G protein-coupled receptor activity
Source: RefSeq, a predicted model, not a curated record